AUGAUGUCUUCAGCGAAUGGUACAACCGAUGGACAAACUGGGACUCAGUUUGCGUUGAAGUCGAAGAAUGACAAAUUGGUCUAUAAGUACAUUGUCUUAAGCAAUGGUCUGAAAGCCAUACUCGUGUCCGACCCCACGUUCACCGCCGUUACGGACACAACAGAUGCCAAUUCGGUGUCCAGUGAUUUGAGUGAUAACUCGGACUCUGAGAGCAAUUCCGAUGACUUGACGGAUGUGUCCUCUUGUGAUGAGAAGGAGGAACCGAUUGCACCGAAUCUGAUCCGUCGCCACAAACGGAAAUCCAAUUCCAACGAGAAGUUCGCGGCGAUGGCUGUUGUCGUGCGCACCGGUAGUUUCGCCGACCCUAAAGAGAUUCAAGGUUUGGCACAUCUCGUCGAACACGUGAUUACAAUGGGUUCGGAAGAGUUUCCCGAAGAGAAUGGUUUGGACGACUACCUGACCAGUCGGGGCGGGUAUCAGAACGCGCACACGGAGUACGAGUACACGAUGUUUGAGAUAGAGGUUCAUCGGAAGCACUUCUUCGGCGCUCUCCAACGACUCGCACAUUGUUUUAUACAUCCCUUACUGCGUCCCGAAUCUAUUGAUCGUGAGAUAAAACCGGUGGACACGGAGUACAUGUCAGCCCUUCCGGACGAUGACGUGCGCUUAGAGCAGAUAUUUAACGGGUUGGCCAAUGAGGGCCACCCUUUCAAUGCCUUCCCCUGGGGUAACGCUCUGUCGCUGAAGACAAUUCCCGAACAGAACGGAACGGAAACUCAAAAAUAUGUCAAAGAAUUUGUCGAUAAGUAUUACACUUCGGAUAAUAUUCAUGUCGUGGUUCAGUCCCAAGAGUCCAUUGAAAUACUGGAACAAUGGGUGACUGAACUCUUCUCUAGAGUCAAGCCAUCGGUGGCUAACAAUGAGAUUAAGAAUUCACAACAAGUGAACAUAAAAUAUGACAAACCUUUCGAUAAUAACCCAAACUUUAAUAAACUAUAUUUCGUGGAACCGGUCAAUGAAAUCGAUCAGAUCUUCUUCUACUGGUGUUUACCUCCAGAGGCGGCACAUUACAGGACCUCUCCUAUCCAUUAUGUCGGCAAUAUUGUGGGACACGAAGGGAAGGGUAGUUUGAUAUCAUAUCUGCGUAAAGAGAACUUAGCGCUGGAACUGAUCGGCGGUAUCGAUGACUCCGGGUUUGCGAGCAACAAGUAUUCGUCUAUUUUUAUGAUUGCAAUCAAAUUAACAGAUUUGGGGAAUAAGAACAUCGAUAGAGUAGUGGAGUAUGUCUUCGAAUACCUCAAUGUCUUGCAGAGAGUGGGACCUCAGGAGUGGUUCUUCGAUGAGAUGAAGCGAAUCGAGAGGAAUGCGUUCGACUGGCAGGAGGAACAGACGGCCAUUAAUUAUGUGAAGAAGUUGGCCAACAAUUGGAAUCACUUGCCCACUGAAUAUGUCUUGUGUGGCAAUAAGUACUUCGAUUUCGACAAAGAACUCAUCCAGAGUUACCUCAAUCUCCUGACGCCAAACAACGCCUCAUUCGUGCGUUUGUUGACAAAUGUGUUGAAAGACCGCAAAGAUAUCAGAGUUGAGAACUGGUUUGGGACCAAAUAUGCGGUCAACGAAGUGCCACCAAAAUGGUUAGCUUUUAAGAGCUAUUCAUCGACUCGUUUCCAAUUCCCAAACCCCAACCCAUACGUUGCAACCGAUUUUGAGAUCAAGAAAGUCAGUGGUUGUGAUGGGAAACCCUUAUAUCCAACCAAAGUGUUGGAUAAAAAGAGAGUAAAGCUAUGGUAUAAAUCGGAUAAUAAGUUCAAACUUCCGAAAGCAGUGAUGAAACUGCAUCUCAUAUCUCCAUAUUUUGGUGAUUCCGUUGAGAGCGCUAUAAUGAUUGAUCUCUUUGUCGAGAUUCUGAUGCAAAACCUGAGCGAAGAGGUAUACGAUGCCUCUUUGGCCGGUCUUUACUGGAGUUUAUCGCAGACGACCACAGGUCUAGUGAUAACAGUCUCCGGAUUUAACCACAAACUCAAUCUCUUACUCGAAUGUAUUCUAAACAAAAUGAUUAACUUUGAAGUCGAGGACAAAGUGUUUGAUGACAUGAAGAAACACUUGUCCAAAGAAUACCACAACUCAUUCAUAGACGCCAAUAACCUGAAUAUGUCUCUACGGCUAACGAUUUUAAGCCAAAAGUACUACCAUUUCGUGGACCGAAGAGAUGUUCUCAACUCUAUUAACAAACAAACUCUUCAAACGUUUGUUUCGAAAUAUUUCUCUAAUUUCUAUAUCGAAAGCUUAAUUCAAGGAAAUAUGACUCGAGAAGAAUCCAUUGCUUUAAUGACCGAAAUAGAGAGCAGAUUAGGUCUGGACUCACAUAUUGAAAGCCUGGAAGAGCCCAAACUGAUGACGGCUCAGAUCCCACCGGGAAAUGGCUUCUGUCGAGUGGUGUCUCUGUCGCCAACCAAUCGGAACUCUUCGGUCACUAAUUAUUACCAAUUAAUUCCAGCCAACAUUCGGCUGCAGUGUAUGCUAUCAGUGCUGUCGUCCCUCAUGGAAGAGCCCUGUUUUAACAUAUUGCGGACCAAAGAGGGUUUGGGUUAUUACGUGUCGGCCACUGAUUACGACACGUAUGGCAUCAGUGGCUUUGGAGUGACGGUCGUCUCGUCUGGCAAUGAGUUUGACUGCAGUUUCGUUGACCAGAGAAUCGAGAAUUUCAUUAAACAAAUGAUUGACAUCAUCACCAAAAUGGAUGGCAAUAAAUUCAAAGAGCACAUCCACUCGAUUAUCACAUCGAAAAAGGUUCCCGAUCUUAAACUCGGCGAUGAAUUCAAUCGCAAUUGGAAUGAAAUUAUUUCUUUUAACUAUUGUUUCGAUCGAUUGGAUAAAGAGGUUAAGUGUUUAGAAAAGAUCACAUUCGAUGAGUUCAAGGAGUGGUCGUGCAAUCAAAUCCUCGCAAACAAAACAACUAACAAACGAAAGCUUAGCAUUCAGAUUGUGGGUUACGGCAAGAAAUCAUUGGCUGAAUGUCUGACUUUUGACGGCAAAACUUUGGACCUCAAGAAAGAGUCGCCCGAAGAACAGAGCGCUGAGAUUGAAGACCCGGAGCAGAGAUUCAAGAGAUUCCGGUUAACUUAUGUGAAGCCAAAGAAUUUGGACGAAAAACACAAUUUUAUUGAUGAUAUCGUUAAGUAUAAGAAGAGCUUAAAUUUAUUUCCCGUCCAUAAAGUGAUCGAUUGA
Molecule: messenger RNA, 3228 nt
Organism: Oppiella nova
Lineage: Eukaryota; Metazoa; Arthropoda; Arachnida; Sarcoptiformes; Oppiidae
Source: the annotation of a GenBank genome assembly